AUGUCCCUUACCCGGACCUCCUCUGUCCUGCGACAAUGUCGCCUACAAUUGCACCCGGAAGCCCUCUCCCUGACGCGCACUUCCCCUCCCCUGAGCCAUUCUACCCGCCAUCGCCGACCCUCGCGCUAUGAAGCCAAAUCUUUCCAUACGACGACGCCCUCUAAUGCAGCGCCACGAUCUCCCAUCGCGCGGAAGGCUCAAUCCACUCGGAGACAAGCCGUCUUCACAAUUGACGGAGUAUUCGCCCACACUGUCCAAGGCGAUGUCGAGAAAAUGCUACAAAGGCUGGAGAAGACCGUGGAGGAACACUAUGACCGGUGGAAGGAAACCCACAGCUAUGAGGGAAGCUACGGUCGCGCGAAGCUGAGCCUCGACAAAUACAAACAAAUCGCACAAUCCCUACUGCGAACCGCCUAUUCCCAGCCUCCAUCCGCACGCGCGAUUCGCGCAAUUUCCACCAAUGUCGAGGUUAUCUGGAACGUUUCGAGGUGCCUACUGAGUCCCGAUAAUCGGGCCCUGGAAGUUUGGCUCCACAGUGCUUGUGCUCUCGCAGGCGCAAGAUCCCCUGCCCUUAUGCUCGCUCAACGGAACCUCGACGAGGCGCAUCCGAAUUACCCCCUACGCACUCAAUUCCUGGAUAAAGUUGAACAAUGGGCGUUGCAAGAACGUGAUCCUCGUGCUAUGCAUGUUUAUGUGAGAACGCUUAUUGCCCGCGGGGAACAUGAAAGCGCGGUGCCGCUGAUGGAUGAGCUCAUGUCCACCAUCUAUCCUUCGACACGAGUGGAGGGCCUGGAGACGCCUCUUUCGUUCUACAACAUUCCCCAGGUGUGGCCGACGUAUAUUCAACUACAAGAGGGGCUGAAGAAGAAGGGUGUGAGUUGGGGCGUUAGCAGAGAUGAGCUGGCCCGUCUGGCAGGAGUGGAUUACCAAGAGCCCAACUACUUGUCGAGUUAUGCGUCCGCAAUGUUUGAGGCUGGUGAUUAUGAGAAGUACGAGCAGUACAUGCAUCAGGCUGCAAUGGCCGGUGUUCCCAGUGCUUGCGUCUCUUUGGCCCAUUUCUACUACCUUACUGCGAGAGGACUGUUUCCCCGUCGGGGAGAGAAGACGUUUGUUCCGCGGUCGGAAGAAGACUCUAGCGAGGUACUCAAAGAGGGUAGAUUGGAAACUCUUUACUCCAGUAUUGUCCGUGGUCUGGCACCCCACGAAUACUACAAUAAUCUUGCUCUCGAGUGGUGGGAGCUGGGAUUGAACAUGGGCAGCGAUUUGUCUGCUAUGUUCCUUGCUCUCGCUUACCGAGAGGCCGGUCAGCUAGAAGUUGCAGAUUCUUUUUACAAGCUGGUAGAUACGCCUCGUUUAUGGGCCCCCAAAUUCUCUGCUGAUGAUUUCGCCAUGAAUUGGGACAAUCCGUUUGCCAGCUUCUCUGUGCCACGGCGAGUACUCAAUGUAAAAUGGUAUGACAGCGAUGCCAAAUGGACCACUGAGAAAUAG
This is a messenger RNA of Aspergillus luchuensis, 1488 nucleotides long. RefSeq lists its product as uncharacterized. The transcript has a single exon. The record is from RefSeq and is a predicted model, not a curated record. NCBI's taxonomy places the organism in Eukaryota, Fungi, Ascomycota, Eurotiomycetes, Eurotiales, Aspergillaceae. Bases 1 to 1488 code for a protein of 495 amino acids.